UCCCGGCGUUAGAAAGUCCACACAUUGUGAAUUGCCCACGCGCCGCGACGCUACCGAUAAAGUCUAAAAUAAUCAUGGCGCAUCCGACAAUUAACGAUCUACCAAACGAGCUGUUGGAGUUGAUAUUCGACCAACUGGAUAUGGAUUAUCUGAAGGACGCGUCGCUGGUGUGCCGGCGAUGGUCAGAUUUGACCUUCUCGGGGCGACGAAUGGAUCGUGUGAAGCUAGUGGCGAAUUUUCCGUGGGACAAACAUUUGCUCCAAAGCAACCGACAAUAUAGCCACCUUGAACUCGGAGAAACUGAAAAGUGCUUUGCGCAUCUGAAGGAAUUAUUCAAUACGUUCAAUGUUUCCUCAUUGCGUAUAGAAGACAGAGAUUUAUCAUACUCUUCGUUACGGUUGAUUUUGCUAGAGGCACCUAAUCUUCAGCAUUUGUCGAUUGUUUGUGAACCCGAUCUAAUGAACGAAAUGAUUGAUCCGCUCCCGGUUAUGAGAAACUUGGAACGCUUAGAGAUCGACUGUAGCAUUCUGGGCAGGACAUUCCCCUUGCAUAUGAUCGCCCCUUCUUUGAAAGGUCUGAAAAUGUAUUGUAAUGAUGAGAACCAGUUGGAGCAGUGGAGACGUUUCAGCGGCCAGUUGAAGCAAGCUUGUGCUACUUGCGACGGACAAAAUUUAUUGCAUCGCUUUUGCGAAAUGACAUUCCCUCUUCUAGAGGAGUUGUCAAUAAUAGUGGAACAGCCUUUCAAUAUUAGUCCUGAUCAACAAUCCGAUUUUUGUCGAAGAAACAGCUCUUUGCGGCUUCUUCGCCUCGAUGGCUUUUACAUAUCUAAAACGUUAGUUGAGGAUAUUACGCACCACUGCAAAAAGUUGUCGUCUUUAGCAAUUCAGCAAAACUUUUACAACAGUGUACCAGGAUUGUUGGAAUCCCUGUCGCAACUGACAGAACUAAAGCAUUUAAUUAUGGGAAAUGUGCUCACAUUCAUUCUUCAUGGUUGUGAAGCGUUUACCUCGCUCCAAUCUUUGUGUAUUAGGGAUGCAUCAUUUGGCGGCGAAGGACUGCUUAGUUUCAUCGAAGAUCUUUUCAAGAUUGCUCCACAAUUGAGGUGUUUGGAAUUGGGGUCUGUCGUGAUAACAGAAAGCGUCGCUCAGUUCAUUUGCAACAAUUUUUCAAACCUUACUCGUUUGCAGCUGUCAUAUUCGGCAGAGGUAUCGCGCGAUUUUUUCUCCGGAAUCGACCGGUUACCGCGUCUUUGGUAUUUAGAAUUAAAAUUGUUUAAUAUAAACGGAUUAUCUAUCAGCGUCAAUCCUCAAAACAAAGUUCGCUACCUUACAAUGCACCUUCCUAUUCAAUACUGUCAACUUGAUCUUCUUCGGCUGCUGGAAUGUUUCCCUCAACUCGACCGAUUGAACUUGAUCAUCCAAGGCCAGUCUGUUGAUGAAUCUACUGUUGAUAAGUUAUGCAAAAUACUUCCGACAUGCGCAAUCAAAUUAUAUGCCUAUCCUUUGACCGACGCAGAGAAAAAAAGACGUUUUCAGAAGUGGGCCAGAAGUGAAAUGAUGCCGUGGGAGAAAGAAUGGAAAUUUUACUAUCGCAUUUAGCCGGACGGCACAACUCAGAGAAGAAACAGCAUUUGCUCAGAUAACCAGCAUCGGAAAACUGUGUUUAAGUGUUUAGAUAGUACGCACGUCUAGAACUGUAAUUUACAAAU
Molecule: messenger RNA, 1708 nt
Organism: Anopheles cruzii
Lineage: Eukaryota; Metazoa; Arthropoda; Insecta; Diptera; Culicidae
Exons: 5
Coding region: 75-1598 (507 amino acids)
Molecular function (GO): protein binding
Source: RefSeq, a predicted model, not a curated record